CUCUCUUUCAUCUCACACACAAAAAGCACUACACAUAACAAAGAGAGUUUAAAAGGAAAACAUAAAGUAUCAAACUGAAGCCAAAAUAGAAGACAAAAGUAAGAAGCAAUGUCAAAGGUUUCUCUUAUUAGAUUGUCAUUGUUAGGGUUUCUAGUGAUCGCCCUCGUCACUCCAUCGGCGAACGCUACAAGAAAGUCCGUCGUUCUUGGAGGGGAGGCAGACAUUCCGAAUGUUCAGACCAACAUAGAGAUUCAAGAACUUGGAAGGUACUGCGUGGAGCAAUUUAAUCUAAUGGAAGAGAGCGAGCAAGGAAACGCAGAAUCCAUUGCGGAUACCGCCGUGUUGAAUCCGUUGAAUUUUAGUAGAGUUGUGUCGGCUCAGAAACAGGUCGUGGCUGGUCUAAAAUACGAUCUAAGGAUUGAAGUGAUUCAACCCGAUGGCACGAGCAGGAUGUUUGACUCAGUUGUGAUUAUUCAACCAUGGCUCCAUUCCAAGAAGUUGCUCGGUUUCACUCCCGUUGCUACUCCUGUCUACUAACUUUAUUUCUUUCUUGGCCAAACAAGUUUCUAUAUUAUAAUUAAAAAAAAAACAAAAGUGUGUAAUGAUAUGAUCGCUAUUAACAAUGGGUUAAUAGUUGAUUUGUAAUGAUGUUUUACGUUGUUCAUAAUAAACACAAAUGAUGUUAUGAAGA
This is a messenger RNA of Brassica napus (rape), 691 nucleotides long. Its product is annotated as cysteine proteinase inhibitor 2-like. NCBI's taxonomy places the organism in Eukaryota, Viridiplantae, Streptophyta, Magnoliopsida, Brassicales, Brassicaceae. Bases 109 to 537 code for a protein of 142 amino acids. The record is from RefSeq and is a predicted model, not a curated record. Gene Ontology annotation, molecular function: cysteine-type endopeptidase inhibitor activity. The transcript has 2 exons.